Messenger RNA from Zootermopsis nevadensis, 838 nucleotides. RefSeq lists its product as uncharacterized. The record is from RefSeq and is a predicted model, not a curated record. NCBI's taxonomy places the organism in Eukaryota, Metazoa, Arthropoda, Insecta, Blattodea, Termopsidae. Gene Ontology annotation, molecular function: odorant binding.
ACUUCCACCAUGAGUGCACCUUCAAUGCUAGUUCAUCUAUCUGUCGCCUUUGUCGCUGUGGUAGGACUGCCCCAGCAUGACUCGCGGUCAUUUGAAGGAGAUUUGUCUGCAUUGAAUAACCUAGAAGCUGAACCAAAAGUGGGAUCUGUCAUUCCUAUGUUAGAUCAAGAACUUCAAGAAUGUACUGAACCUUCCAGUUUGUCCAGAGUAACCCGAAAUGCUGCAGGAACAUCAGGAAAACACCCGCUAUGUUGUGGAAACGGACAGUCGUCUGAAUCUGAGAAAGAAACUCCUGGAUCAUAUAACGAAUGUGUAUCAGAAAUUACAGAAGGUGCCGGCGAGGGAGAUGGACACAAAUAUAAAAUGUGUGCAACUGCUCAAUGUCUUGCUAAGAAAGUGGGAGUGGUCGACAGCGACGGCUUCGUGUUAGAAUCGGAGUUUCUGAACAUUAUUGAUAAGACCUUCAGCGAAGACAAUUUGAAGGCCGUAGCGAACGAAUUGGUUCCGGGAUGUGUCGCUCAGGCUAACGAAACAGCGAAAGCAAUAUUGGACAAGAGAUCUGACGAAAAGAAGUGUAAUUUGGCACCAACUUUAGUUUACAAAUGCGUAAGAAUGGGUAUUACUCUGAAUUGCCCAGCAGACCUAACAGAUAACAGCGAGGAGUGUGAUACAUACCGAAAGGAGCUUCUAGAGUUGCAGAAAAGCAAACAAAAACAAACAAGUAAUUAAAUAUAUGUAUGCCGACUGACAGUGGAUUGUACAUUACAUCAUAUACUUUAAAUAUUAUACCACCGCUGUUAUUAUAAUGCUAACACUAAAAUAAACAAAAUGGUUAAUA